UACCAAAAUCUUAAUGUCGACACGUGUGCUUUUCCACGCACAAGAGGAUAUGAUGGCCAAUAAAAAAGGAAAAUGAUAGCGAACUAAUUAAGGAGACCCUUUUACGACACUCCACUGUGUAGCGCUACAAAACUUGUAUGUCCCAUUGUCUGCACACGGUUUCACCUUCUUUUUUAUUUUUUAUCAACGUCAAGUGUUCGUUAUUGGCUGUCGGGCCGCGACUACGCACAAUCGAGUCCAAUUUUGCAAUCAAAUUGUAAAAUAGAGAUAGACGUAGAAGUAAAAAGGAAGAGACGAGUUGUAAAUUCAUCGCGAGUUGUUAAAAUGUGCGUGAUUUUGGUAUAAAAAGCGAGCGGCCACGGCAGAUAACGCAGUAUUUCGAGUUGGAAAACGGAAAAAUGGUGGUUGCUUGCAUCGCCAUUGUCCUCACCUUUGGUUGCUUUGCCGCCGCCAACGAAAUUCCAAUCUACACUGCGUCCUUCUCCACUUUCGAUUUGUUGGCACCGCGGAUCGACUCUCCGCAAACACAACAGGGCUUGCUGCCUUUGCCCGGCAAGUGCGAGUGCGUGAAAAAUGCGUGCGGAUGCUGCGCGCUCUACGAUAUCAGUCCACUCAACUUCAACCACACAGGUUGCCUGAACUUCACCUACUUCCCUAGUGACUUCGCCAUCCAGCUUAAUUUGCUGCUCUCAAACGUGUCAAUUUUCAACGCCAGAGUUUCAGGCAAGAACCCGCCGGCACUGUGCAUCCCUCUGCCACAGCUGCCGAUCCUCUCGCUGUGCAUCAAGCUGUAUGAUAUCCACACUGACGAGCAGAAUUUGCACUCGUGCCUGAACAUGGAGCUGCGUUUCAACGACUGGCCGUUGGUUGUGAUCUCGUUUGACUGCGCCCAACUUGGCCCGGCAGGUGUCAUUUUCUACAAGCCGACCCCGCCAACCCCGUCCGACAACGGGCAGUGGGACCUCAACUUUUCGCUUUCCGGACUGGCCAACUCAACGCAAUCCUAG
Messenger RNA from Cloeon dipterum, 1007 nucleotides. RefSeq lists its product as uncharacterized. The transcript is spliced from 4 exons. Lineage: Eukaryota; Metazoa; Arthropoda; Insecta; Ephemeroptera; Baetidae. Bases 399 to 1007 code for a protein of 202 amino acids. The record is from RefSeq and is a predicted model, not a curated record.